AUGAAAGCGUGGAGCAAGAGCGUUUUUGUAAAUGCAGCGAACCAGAAAUUCGAUAUGAAGUCAACUAUUCAGUAUCCGUACCUCCAUACUUUCUUCUCCCCGGCGUCUGGACUUAGCAGUCUUGGACUACUUCACGAAAACCUUGAGAUUUUCAAUAUUCUUGUACCAUACAAUCCUUCCUUAUUAGAUAUACGCUCACUUUCGCUAUUUACCUCCCUGGGUAUUCUAGAUUUUACCGGUAAUGGAUUGCUUCUAAAGCAUCUUAUUCCUUUGCAGUCAGUAAUAGUAAUGAACCUGGUCCUUAAGAGUAACCCCGAAUUGGAGAGUUUGCCAUUUUCCCGGCCAUUUAUGGUUCUGGCAUUUCCUCUUCUUUGGUGUCUUAAUGGAGAGUACAUUUCAGAUGAGGAGCGCAGGUUAGCUAGGAGGCUCCUUACCGUAAAGGACAAUAACGAGAAGCUGACGCGGCUUCAAAAGCACCUCUUGCGACAGGCAGAGACUGUCAAGGCUGGGGUAGUUGUGCCUCAUUAUCGUGAAUCGAAGUCUUUACUUUCACCAGCCAAACCCUCACAUAAGAUCCUCAAGUUCAACAGAGCAAAGUUUGAGAACCUGCACUCCAAUGCUUCGGUGCCUGAUAAACUUUCGUAUAUCUAUGAAACGUACAACAAGCUCUUCAAUGAUUACCUUGAUAUCACCCCGAGAGAGGACCUCUCUGGAGAUAUACUCAACAGUCUAGUUAUCUCUCAAGAGCUUCUUAACACCUUAGCAGGCUUCAAAAGUCUUUAUCCUCACAAUCUCAGCAUUUUAUUUGUCAGGCUUACCACUCUCAGGAAGCGGAUACCGGCUGAAUUUGGAGCUAUGUUUUAUAUGCACUCCCUCACCCUCCAGAACUUCCCAUUGAUUCUUCGAGCAAUCGAAACGUCUGAACCAGGACAACGGGCAACCUCUCGGCCACCCAGCUCCAGACUUACAAAAUCGACCCUUUCGGCGAGCUUCAGCAAACAGGUGGGGCUAUCAACCGUGUCCACGGCAUCUAUUCAGUGUGAAUCAGAUGUUUCUGUGACACCAAGGCGGCGCACAUCAGCAUCUUUUACUAACGCUUCGGUGUACAGUGAUGCAGGGUUGCAGACGCAAUAUGCACGCGAUCAAUACUCCUUAUCUCCAAUACAUGUUACAUCACCAACGAGAAAGUCUGGGGGGCCGCUGUUUGGAUUCCUUUCGCAGGCACUACGUUCAUGUUGUCUGGGCUAUACAUUCAAGCUUUCAGCAAUAUACUAUGAAGUUCUACGGAAUUAUUAUGGCGAUGGGCCAGUGACAGAGCUUCUUUCGGAACUCUAUGGCACAACCCUCUUGGGCCUAUGCCUCGGGUUCAGCAUGGUGGCAAAACCUCCGGAAUACAGACGUGUCCUGCACACAAUCCUGCUGGAGGAUAUUGGCCGUGGAUGCCAGUUUAGCUUCUACGAUUUUCAUGUACUCACAGAAACGACUGUAUCAUGGUAUCUUACUAUUCCUUAUGACUCUAGGUUUGAUGGGUUAUUUAAACAUCUAAUUGUUGCAAUAAGCAUCGCUGCUAAUAUAUUCAGAGAGUACACGAAGACCCAGAUGUUUAUUAGAGACGGAUUUCUUCCUGAUGAGUUUAAUGAAAAGUUCCAAUCCACUCACUCAGCUCUAGUUAAUGAAAUUACAGGCUCUGCGGACGACUUUGCUUGGCAGGCUUCCUUUUCACAGUAUUCACACAAACACGACGCGAGCCCAUUGAACAGUUUGGGAGCAUCUGGUUCCGCUCGAAACCUCAAGACACCAGAACAGGCUGCUUCCAACGGUCUACCCGUUGACCAUUAUCUUCACAAAGCAAUAUGCACUGCAAAUAUGGCUAUCCUGACAAAGUCUUAUGAUAACAAGGGAAAGCUUUCUGUGAUAGACGAAGCAGCUUCAGACCCACUAACUAACUCGCCUGUAAAAUCGCUAAGUAGGCAAAAUGAACACCCUUGUCAAAUGCCGCUUGGUCAUAGGGUAGAAUCAAAGAGCACUACUCACAAUACUACACAACCUGCUUCAUCAGCUCUUUCAGCCGUGACCGGCAGCCCAGUUAUUUCCAAGCAGCAGAAAUAUAGUACAGCAGAGUAUGCAUCCAUUGCAGAAUCCAUUUAUAAGAAUAACGUCAACAAAGAGCCCAACCUGUAUGACAAACUCGUGCAGACAGGCGCGCGAUUCAUCUACCCACAAGGAGCACAUCCCGUUGGGGGUACCAAAGCUCCUACCAACUUAUCUAAUAGCCACAUAACCACAACAUUCUGCGCAGGGCAAUAUCAUAAGUCAAGAGUUUAUAUCUCUCCAGAUUUUAAGUAUUCACCAGAAGAGCCCAAUGGCUCAAUAGUAGCUGGUUCAGACAUAACUCAAUAUGAUCUAAACAAAAUACAACUGCCUCAAAUAGAAAAAUCCAAAGUGCUUCAAGUGCAGCCGUCAUACCUUUUGGGGAAGAAUAUGGAAGAGCACACAUUAAGACAAGCAAACCUGACUGUAGAAGCAGAUCUAGUCAAGAACUAUGCUUCUAAUGGGUCUAUGCCGAUGCGCCUAAGGUCCACUAACUAUGAGCGUUUGCAGCACGCCGAUGUUCUCAGAUUUUUGAGCAAUAUGAAAGAGAAACCCAGAAUAUCCUAUCCACAUUUAAACCUAGUACAAUCAGAGGUACUACAGGCUCAGCAAAAGGCUCGGGCCGCAUUUAUCCAGGCAGCAAGGCAGACCAGUCCGGGGACGGAGGGUCCUGAGCCAGACACACGACUACCAGUUGAUGACUUACAUAUUAACUCGACAAGUUUAGGGGGAUUAGACACAGUCAAUGAGAUUGGGUAUACAUCACCACACACCCAUGUAGAUAGAGCGAUGAUCACGAGUGGCCCGACAGAAACACUUUAUCCAGAAGCAAGUGCAAAUGAGUCUGUUGAUAGCGUCUUUGAUUCUGUCGGCGAACUCUCAACAUCAACGCAUCAAUUCUUUACAAAACUGGCUGCAACGAGGAAAAGGAUCGCUGAGUUGCCAUUUUUUGAUGAGGAGAAUUAUAAGAGACUUCUUGCUCUUGAAAGUAGAGUGAAAAAGUACUACAAUGAGCAGAUACGAUUACGGGCGGUGACACAGACCACUCAUAGACGCCUCUAUAGCUUAGCACUACGGGAGCAUUUACAGAUAAGCACUACUUAUCGGGAUGAUCCCCUUUUCAAGAGCGGGGUUUUAUCAGUUAUUGAUAUAGAGCAAGCUGGGGGAUACAGUGCUCCCAAACUGCAGAGAAUACAAAUUCAUCCCAAAAGGACGGAUGAGAUCUUGCAGAAGAAUCUUAUUAGACACUUGCCGCGCAUGUUUAAGUCCACUGCUUCACUUAACGAAUCUUUGCAAUUCGAGGCUGUCCUCUCAGGAUAUCAGAAAAAGCUAGACGAGGUCGUCUGUGCGUUAGAGUCUGUCGCCUGCCAAGAAUCACCACUGGUGCUCGCUAAGUCUGAUGCUUUCUUGACAGAGCUAGAGCAGUAUGUGGACGGCGCAAACCUUUCUGGAUGCAAUGAGCUGACUGAAGAAACUAGUGACCUCAGUGACGACGCCUCAAAGAACUACUUAAAGGAUAAAGAGCUUUUAGAACACCAUGUAGUUGUCUCUGGCGGUGGCCAAAGAUCGCAAAAGCGGUAUAAUUCUCAGGUAGUUCCUGAUGACAUGCCUGCAGCAAAGUCUAUUGAUCAGGCACCAAAGCCUGCUAAUUGCAUAUCUACUGAUCCAGACUCUUCUCAGCGCCCCGCCGUUUCGCUGGGUCUGAACGAUUUUCAGACAGAAACGGAGUUGUCAGGUCCUGCUCCCCAACUAGCUCAAAGUACGUUACCAGCUCCAGAUUGUCCCAUGCCUGUGCUGGCCGUAGACGGGUUUUCUGCUAUGGUGAACACAGACCAGAAGAGUGACGUGAUACCCUUUGUAGGAUCUCAGCCACCAGGGACGGAAUUCACAGAGAGCUCAAACCUUAUAAUAACAGCCAUGAUGCAGGACGAAAUGUCACCUAGUAAAAGCUGA
This is a messenger RNA of Giardia duodenalis, 4044 nucleotides long. RefSeq lists its product as uncharacterized. Lineage: Eukaryota; Fornicata; Diplomonadida; Hexamitidae. Bases 1 to 4044 code for a protein of 1347 amino acids. The transcript has a single exon. The record is from RefSeq and is a predicted model, not a curated record.